AUGAACUUCCUUGUUGAGGACAGAAGAGUUACUCCAUAUUUCACUCUUAGAAGAAUCAGUGUGGAUGUGGAUAGUUUCUCCAGUUUCCUGCACCAGCUCACCCUCUUCGCGGUCUUCCUUACACUGUACUUGUUAACCCUGGUGGGCAAAGUCAUCAUUGUGACCAUCUUCACUCUGGACCACCACCUCCACAAGCCCAUGUACUUAUCAGCAUACUGCCAGCUUCAAAGAACAUACUGGCAUCAUCCAUAUGCUAAUUACGUUCAUCAGCUUCAGCUGCAUUCUAAUUACUUCCCAAAAUCCCCAAAUUGUGUCACAACAACUCUUCAUGGGCAAGACGACCUACACAGGGUAUUGGCCAGUGGUUCCUGGAGCAUCAGACUGAAUAUAGCCAUCCUGCAGGUGAUGCAAAGCCUGCCCUUCUGCAAAGCCAACAUCACCUCCCACUUCUUUUGUGACAUCUGGCCCCUGAUGGAGCCAGCCUGUGCCAACACCACUAUCAAAGAAUUCAUCACACUAUUCAUUAGUCUGUACAUCCUUGCCCUGCCCAUAAUCCUUAUCUCCAUCUUCUCUGUUCUGAUUAUCAUCACCAUUCUCAUAAUUGCCUCUGUCAAGGGUAUAAAAAAAAGCUUUUGUCACCUCCCCUUCCCACUUCCCACCAUAGUCAUCAUCCACUAUAGCUAUACCUCCUUCAUCUACCUUAAGUCCAAGUCCAAGUCCCAGAACUCCCUGCUGCACAGGCUCAUCUCUGUGACCUACACUGCCAUGUCCCUGCUCAAACCUGUCAUGUUCAGCCUGAGGGACAAAGUCAAGGAAGCCGUGCUCAGAGCUUUGGGCAGAAAGUUCCUCUCCUGA
Erinaceus europaeus (western European hedgehog) is the source of this 855-nucleotide messenger RNA. Its product is annotated as olfactory receptor 10J4-like. Gene Ontology annotation, molecular function: olfactory receptor activity. Gene Ontology annotation, cellular component: membrane. The record is from RefSeq and is a predicted model, not a curated record. Bases 1 to 855 code for a protein of 284 amino acids. The transcript has 4 exons. Gene Ontology annotation, biological process: G protein-coupled receptor signaling pathway. Lineage: Eukaryota; Metazoa; Chordata; Mammalia; Eulipotyphla; Erinaceidae.